UACCCGUUUGUUGUGCCCCUGCAGCAACCUUUCGGAUCCUAGGAAAAGAGACCCUGUUUGAGUUGCUGGCACAGCCUUAAACAAACUUUCACAACUAAGAAAGGUUAGCACUCAGAGGGAGUGAACCUAAGCUGGACACUAUUAAGUAGCAGGAGAUGCGGCUUGAUCUGAAUGUCAGUAGUUAUUAGCCAGGCAGAAACCAGAGGGACAGAAGCCCUGGCAGAGUUGUGGAGGGGUAUGACUUAUGUGAGUAAUCGCAGGAUGUCUCAACACGCCUCUAAGAGCAGGGCAUGUUAGAACCACUUCAGUUCUGAUGGUGACUGUAUGGAUGAGAUUAUCAGUGAUCUGAAAAUGAAUUUGGAGCCCAGGAAAGGUGAACCAAAAAUAUAUGACAAGAGCACUACCAAUAAGUCUUGGACAUGGGGUUUGAAGGAGUCAAGAAUAUUACCAGGUUUUUGUUCAAACGGGGAACAGAAGAAAGCAAAUUGGUGAGAGUGGAGUGUUAACUGUAUCACUGUUAGCCUCCCCAAUCUUAAGUUGCAAGUCUGAACUUUUUCAAAAAUUAAAUUUAUUGAUAAUUAUAGAUUGGUAUACAGUUUGGAGAAAUAAUACAGCGACCCAUGGAUCGUAACAUCUUGUAAAACUUCAGCGCAUCACAACCAGGGCACUGACAUCCAUAAAGUCAAGCUACAUACAGUUAGGGCGCACCUUUCUGCUAGAUGAGCUACUGCUGAUUCAUAAAUUGUUUAAUAAAGCCAAUUAGAUACUAAAGUUUAAAUUAAAAAAAUAAGAUACCAACAUUCCAUCAGAGCCCCUUAUGUUGCCUUUCGCAGCUGCACGGGUGCUGCGAAGACAGAAGGGCAGGGAUACUCCCGCCUCUUCGGCGCCAGCCUCAGGCCCCGCCCCUUCCUCCACAACCGACCAACAGCGCGGCCCAGAAGAGCCGGAAGUGGGCGGCAGCUCUCCCUUCUCGCAGCCCCUUGGCCCAAGAUGGCAGACCUCCACCGCCAGCUGCAGGAGUACCUGGCACAGGGAAAAGCGGGGGGGCCAGCGGCGGCCGCUGUGCCGCUACUUGCCGCGGGAGAGGCGGAGGAGCCCAAGGCGGGGAACGGGCCGGCAGGGGCGUGGCCGGGCCGCGCGGGCAUGCGCUGGACGUGGGCGCGGAGCACCGAAGAGCCGAUGACGCGUUCGGCGUGCUUGCCGAGCGUGACACGCUCGCAGCAGCUGGCGGCGAGCGGCGUGUGUCUGCUGCUGGCCACGCUCUGCUUCGGCCUGGCCGCACUCUACGCGCCUGCACUACUGCUGCGCGCCCGCAAGUUCGCGCUGCUCUGGUCGCUGGGCUCGGCGCUGGCGCUGGCAGGCGGGACACUGCUGCGGGGCGGCGCGGCGUGCGGGCGUCUGCUGCGCGGUGAAGAGGCGCCGUCGCGGCCCGCGCUGCUGUACGUGGUGGCGCUGGGCGCUACGCUGUACGCGGCUCUGGGCCUGCGCAGCACGUUGCUCACGGCGCUGGGCGCCUGCGCGCAGGUGGCCGCGCUGUUGACCGUGUUGUUUGGCUGGCUGCCGCCAGGCACAAACACCGCGCUACGCCUAGCCCUCGGGCGCCUGAGCCCCGGCGCGGGCCUCGCCAAGGUGCUGCCCGUCUGAGAAGCCUGGGGACGCGGCGCCAGCGAAGGACGCGAGGUCAGCGACUGGGACGCGCUGUCGCGUGAGACGAGGGGCCAGCGCUCGCCGAACCAAGGACUGCAGCUUCCCAUACCGCACAGGCCCGGGACUCCUUUACUGUGCCAGCGAGUCUGUAAACUGGGAGCGGUUAUAAAAAAGACAAAAGCAAUUUUGGAAGAUCCUCAAUUACGAGUACAUGUUAUGUACUCGGCAGCUUGUGCACUGCAAACGAGAUUAGGUCGUUUGAGUUGGUGAUAUGCUCUAAACAUUUAUGACAUUGCUUGUGCGUCUUUGAGCUCAGUAAAAAAAAAAAAAUCGGAUUUAAUUAGCUGCCCUUGUGACUUUUCUCAGAUUUCGUGUUUACCUCUUAUUUUUAAAAAUCCGGUUGUAGAUUGUAGUUUAUCUAUGAUAAGCUUAUUUUUUCUUUUUCCCUUUGGCUCUUGGAAAUGAUUUUCCCUCAUUCUUCAGUGUGAGUGCAGCCAUACGGGUAUCGGGUUAAAAGUUUAGCCACCGGAUUUUUAAAAAGUACUUUAGUUAAAACAGUUUACCUCAGGUUUUUACUGAAAUUAUAAAUACGGUGCCUUACAAGGAAAAUUGGUUCUGUAUGGACAAAAGCGAUGGACCAAAAAGAACAUGCCCUGCCCAAAGAAAUAUGGUAUCCAGUAAGGUGCAUGUAAGUGCUUUGAGAGGUCCCCGAGCAGAAGUGGGCUAGGAGACCCUAGGGAGAAAGGAAGAUAAUUCUGCAUCCGGAGUUCCUAUCUAUGUUUGAUGGGAACCAUGGAUUUCUAAAAGGUCUAAUAGUGUAAUUACUAACUGUAUGAUUUUUUAAAUUAAUUUAGAUUUUAUAGGCCAAUCCUAAUGCAAAUAUAAGAUGCUUUUCAUAUCUAAUUGCCGAUUUUCCUCCUCUUAGGUUCAGUACUUGUCUGUGAUUUUAUUGCACACCUUUAUUGGCAGAAAGUGUGGGCUUAAUAUUCUUAUGAGUCCAAAAACUACAGGUUUUGUCACUAGCUAUAUAUUAACUAGAAAAUAAAAUGUAAUUUUAAAAUUCUAUUUCUGUGGUUCUCAUAUUACAUCAGAAUUACUUGAAGAGCCAAACCUCAGAUCAGUUCCAUCAGAAUCUCUAAGGGCUGGGACCCAGGUAUGAAUAUUUUUCUUUAGAGCUCUCCAGAUGAUUCCAUGUUCACCUAAGGUUAAAAACCACUUUUCUGUGCAUUGGAUUUAACAGUUUGAAAUUUUUUCUGGGGCUGGAUUCCAGUGUUGCCUAAACAAGUGUGUCAGGCAGCAGUAGAGCAUUGCCUUAUCAUCCAGCCUCAAAAUUUUUAAUCUUAGGUCCUGAUGAGUGUCCUAAGCCCUGCCUCAUCAAGUGACACUAAAGUGACUGACAUCCACUGUGGUCUUACAGGCUACUUCACGUGCCUCUUCCACAGUGUUCUCUGAGGGUUACCCACCUCAAGAGGAACAACCAACCGGGUGUUUGUAAGAGCAGAUGCAGUUUUCCAGGGAGUAUUUUUUUUUUUCAACUGGAAAACUUGUGCCAUUGCCUGCUCUUCUACCCCCUAGUUAAAUCUGUUCUAUAUUUCUUUAGAAUUUUCACAGCUGAUGACUUUACAGUUUUUAUCACAUUCUUAUGUUGAUGCUAUUAGUUCUAAAAAUUAUUUUCCCAACAUUUUCUCAAGAAUUCAAAUGCUGAAAGUCAAGUUUUUAUAAAAUUCAAAGCACAAUAUUUUGUAUUUUGACGGCGGUGUUUUAAAAUGCCUAUAUAUAUAUAUAUAUCCUAAGUAUUUCAUAAUAUAUAGAUUUCAGGUUUUUCUAAGUGAAUUCAUUCUCAAAAUGUGAUCUGGUUAUCUGCUUACUGAGGUACUGUGUUGUAAAAUUAAAGCCUAAAAUGUUAAGAUGAUAAAUGUCUACCAAUCUCAGAAAAAGGAGCCUAAUCUCGAUAGGGGUUUGGUCUCUGGAUCCCGUUUCAGCUUCUCAGAAUUUGAUUACAACUUCUUUUUAAGCUAUACCAGUGGAGAGCAAAUAAAGAAUAUCCACAAACCUAAA
This is a messenger RNA of Pteropus alecto (black flying fox), 3705 nucleotides long. RefSeq names its product SFT2 domain containing 3 (gene SFT2D3). Gene Ontology annotation, cellular component: membrane. The record is from RefSeq and is a predicted model, not a curated record. The coding region runs from base 991 to 1644 and encodes 217 amino acids. Lineage: Eukaryota; Metazoa; Chordata; Mammalia; Chiroptera; Pteropodidae. Gene Ontology annotation, biological process: vesicle-mediated transport. The transcript has a single exon.